Messenger RNA from Benincasa hispida (wax gourd), 1870 nucleotides. RefSeq names its product putative glycosyltransferase At5g20260. The record is from RefSeq and is a predicted model, not a curated record. Lineage: Eukaryota; Viridiplantae; Streptophyta; Magnoliopsida; Cucurbitales; Cucurbitaceae. Gene Ontology annotation, molecular function: glycosyltransferase activity.
UUAAAAGUGAGCAGAACAUUGUUCAUCUCCCCAAAAAAUACCAUGCACAUUAUUUCUUCUUCUUCUUCUUCAUCUUCAUCUUCAACUUCAAGGCUUAAUUUUUAAAUUAUCAGUCCUUUUAAGUAAACAAUAGCUUCCAUUUUUUUUAAUGGCUUCCUUAGACUUUUCCCAUAAACUCCCUUUCUUUUUACUUCUACCUUUCUUCUUUCUUCUCCUUCUUCUUCUUUGCUUCUUCCCACCAAAUAAUCAAAACCCUUUCUCUUCCAUAAUAUUCCAAAAUUUUUCUUUUUUUCAUUCAUCCAAACAACCCCCACCGCCGCUGCAAUCCCCCCUUCAAUUUCCUCCUGCCGUCGCGCCCUCCGCCGUAGUGACGCCGUGGCUUCACUCUUCCACCCACAAGAAAGAUAAAAUGAUCGAAGAUGGCUUGGCCGAGGCUCGAGCCGCAAUUCGAGUAGCGAUCUUAACCCGAAACUAUACGUCGGAAAAGGAGGAGAGUUUCAUACCUAGAGGAAGGGUUUACAGAAACGCAUACGCUUUCCAUCAGAGUUAUAUAGAGAUGGUGAAAAGGUUCAAAGUAUGGACCUAUAAAGAGGGAGAGCAGCCAUUGGUCCAUGAUGGGCCAAUGAAACACAUAUACUCAAUCGAGGGCCAUUUCAUUGACGAGAUGGACGGUGGAAAAAGCCCAUUUUUGGCCCAUAAUCCUGAGGAGGCCCAUAUUUUUUUCUUGCCCGUAAGCAUCGUUUACAUCGUGGAUUACAUCUACAAGCCCAUCACCACUUAUGCACGUGACCGUCUCGUUCGUAUUUUCACGGAUUAUGUGAGCGUCGUAGCCAAUAAAUACCCUUACUGGAACCGAACUCGAGGAGCCGAUCAUUUCAUGGCCUCUUGCCAUGAUUGGGCACCUGAAGUCACACAAGAGGAUCCCAAUCGCUUCAAAUAUUUCAUCAGAGUUCUUUGUAAUGCGAACACAUCUGAAGGCUUCAAUCCUGUGCGAGAUGCAUCGUUGCCGGAGAUUAACUUGCCUCCAAGUUUCCACCUCGAUCUUCCUCAAUUAGGUCAACCGCCGGCGAAUCGUUCAAUUCUAGCGUUCUUCGCCGGCGGAGCGCAUGGAUUCAUCCGCCAAAUAUUACUCGAGCAUUGGAAAGACAAAGACGAUGAAAUCCAGGUCCACGAGUACCUUCCUCGAGGACAGAACUACAGCGAAUUGAUCGGACGAAGUAAAUUCUGUCUGUGCCCUAGCGGAUAUGAAGUUGCAAGCCCUAGGUUAGUGGAAGCGAUCCACGGCGGUUGUGUACCGGUGAUAAUCUCCGAUUAUUAUUCGUUGCCGUUCGAUGAUGUGCUCGAUUGGAGAAAAUUCUCUCUGAGGAUUCCAUCGGAGAGAAUUCCGGAGAUCAAGAAGAUCUUGAAAGGAGUUUCGACGAAGAAGUACUUGAAAUUGCAGCGAGGAGUGAUGAAAGUGCAGAGACAUUUUGAGAUUCAUCGGCCGGCGAAGCCGUUUGAUGUGUUUCAUAUGGUGCUUCACUCUGUUUGGCUUAGACGGCUCAAUAUAAAGCUUACACAUUGAUGUGGCUUUAUGGACAGAUACAGACAUUGAUAGAUACACACAUGGAGAAAAUUGGUCAUUUAAAAUUAAAUAAUUAAAAAUAAAACGAAAAAAAAAAAAAGUGGAAUAACGAUAAUGCGCAAAUUGUCCUUCACGGGCAAAAUGGCAUGGUAAUGGCUUUAAGAAUAUUAAUGGAAAUUUUGGAAAAUAGUUAUAUUGUAUAUUCCCAUUUUAGACAGAGUUUUGCCGUUCAAUGAUUUAUUAUUAUUAUUAUUGUAUAAAUAUUAUAUUUAAGUUUAAGUUUAGGAAAAUUAUUUUAAAUGAUAA